Trichomonas vaginalis G3 is the source of this 456-nucleotide messenger RNA. RefSeq lists its product as uncharacterized. The transcript has a single exon. The record is from RefSeq and is a predicted model, not a curated record. Lineage: Eukaryota; Parabasalia; Trichomonadida; Trichomonadidae. Bases 1 to 456 code for a protein of 151 amino acids.
AUGUUGGAUGAAUUAUAUAAAGCAGAACGCGGAGAGAUGGAAAAGAAACUUCAAGCAAAAGAUGAAGUCAUUGAAUCCAAAGACAAAAGCAUACAGAAAAGAAUACCGCGUUCAGUACCAAAAGGAAAGGAAAAGAGUUAUAGGUAUAUGAUAUAUACUGAAGAAUUGGAGAAAGAAGAAGAUAAAGAUAUGGUUAUGUUGCAUUUAGUCAGAAGAAACAACAAGAGCUUUUAUGACUUAGCUAAAAUAUAUAAAUCUGACAGAAACUGGUUCUAUCGUGAAAACUUACCGAUUUCAAUGACACCGAAUGAGCAAAUAAAGGAAAUUGUCAAAAAUACUCUUCCUCAAACACACUAUGACAUCAAAGGUUGCACAAUACUUACAUUCAAAGAAGACUUAACAUUACUGAAGGAAAAAAUAACAGAAUAUUUCGAUAACUUCAAAGAGGAAGAAUGA